UGAAGCGAAUCGUACGCUAGGAAUCGACGAGUGCCGACUUCAAAUAAUCGAUUCCUCUUGCCCACCACAGGGUUGUGGGUCUGAGGAAUCGACGGUAGAGGAAUGUAAAUGUUCCAAUGGAAUCGAGUCGACGGCGUCUUCUGAAAUCUUCAUCGAGGAUGAUUGGGGUGAUGUUGGUGAUGUUGGUGAUGGGGGUGGUGUUGGUGCUGAUUGUUCCUGGCCGCUCUGCUGCUGUCGCCAUGCAGCGUCUACCCACCACUCUGCAGGAGACAAAACCCUCGAUGGAUACAUUGAAGGUUCAAGAACCUCCCUGUCAACUCCAUCAUUUCCUUGCACCGUGUGAUCCUUACCACCACCACCACCACCACGACCAUCACCACCACCACCACCACCACAACGCUCACCACACCGCUCACCACAACGCUCACCACAACGCUCACCAGGACGACGCUCACCAGGCACCAUCGCGCAGGAGUGGCUGUGUGCCUGGUGGUGAGCGUGGUGGUGGUGGUGGUGAUGGUGGUGGUGAUGGUGGUGGUGAUGGUGGUGGUGAUGGUGGUGGUGGUCCCUCUGGGGCAUCAUCUCGGAAUUGCCUCGGGAAAGUGCCUGUGCAGGUUACUGAGUUCCAACAGCUGCUGAAUACCACAGUGACAGUCGGACAGACUGCCGUACUCAGCUGUGGUCAGCAACAACCUGGGUCCGUACAGUGGGGACGAGGAGCUGAGACGCUGCCUGGAGAGGCUGGGACAGCCGCUGGAGACAUUGCGUCUUACGGCGACUCCGAUUCGCUGUACAUCCCCCGCGCGACGACCAAUCACAUCGGCAAGUACUGGUGUCACGUGACGGGGCAGCCUCCUGGCCUAAGACAAACUCACCAAGUUACAGUGCUGGCACCCCCCGUGAUCAGAGUCUUCCCAGAGAGUCAGCUGGUGCAGCCAGGACAGCCAGCCUGGCUGCGCUGUGUGGCGGAGGGCAUCCCAACACCAACCAUCAGCUGGCUCAAGAACGGAAAACCGCUCACAGAGGAAUCCGGGCGGAUAUCGAUAGACGAUGCAGGCCACGUGGUGUCCCUCUACGCUGUCCGACAAGACGAUUCAGCUGUCUAUGAGUGAGUGUCUGAGUGAGUGAGUGAGUGUCUGAGUGAGUGAGUGUCUGAGUGAGUGUCUGUGUCUGUGUAGAUGCAGGCCACGUGGUGUCCCUCUACUCUGUCCGACAAGACGAUUCAGCUGUCUAUGAGUGAGUGUCAGAGUGAGUGAGUGAGUGUCUGAGUGAGUGAGUGAGUGUCUGAGUGAGUGAGUGUCUGAGUGAGUGAGGGAGUGUCUGUUUGAGUGAGUGAGUGUCUGACUGAGUGUCUGUCUGUCUAGAUGCAGGCCACGUGGUGUCCCUCUACGCUGUCCGACGAGACGAUUCAGCUGUCUAUGAGUGAGUGUCAGAGUGAGUGAG
Molecule: messenger RNA, 1443 nt
Organism: Petromyzon marinus (sea lamprey)
Lineage: Eukaryota; Metazoa; Chordata; Hyperoartia; Petromyzontiformes; Petromyzontidae
Source: RefSeq, a predicted model, not a curated record